AUGGGCUGCUGCGAAUGCAAACCAGAAUUUAAAGACCUCUACCAACUAAGUCCUAACAGCCAGCUAGUAGCGCUGGACUUCAAAUUCAAAGACACAGACACUUUCGACGAUAUAAGCAUUCUUUCCCACACUAACAGCAUUUUGACUAGCACAAUUCCCAACGAACCCUCUUCUACACGAAAAUCUCCCCCAGAAUCUCCGCGGCCUAGAUCAACCAGCUAUUCUGGUUUAAACAGAAAAAGUGACAUAGAGACUGCAUUUUUGUUCAGUGCACCAAUUCUUGCCCAACAGAGCCAGAAUGUUAUGGAGAGAAAAAAUGAAACUUCUCUGCCAAAAAAAGAUGAAAAAUCAAUUGAUUAUUGAAAAAGAAGAAGCUUUGCAGGGACUAUUGAUAAAAAUCAGCAAAAGGAGAUUAUAAAGGAAAUAGUUAAUCGAAGGUUUGGGAUACCAAAGAAAUUUGAUGAAAAUAAAAGAGGGUCAUAA
This is a messenger RNA of Blepharisma stoltei, 483 nucleotides long. NCBI's taxonomy places the organism in Eukaryota, Ciliophora, Heterotrichea, Heterotrichida, Blepharismidae. The record is from the annotation of a GenBank genome assembly.